GGGCACUGAGGCGUGUCGUAAUUUUGGUGCCUCUGGUUAACGGCGAUGGGCUUUGGCUUUUUGUUUUCACUCUUACACGCAGAAUAGGGAUUUGAAGAAGAAGAUGGUGAUCGGUUUGAGCAUUCAAGGCUAUUGGAUUUGUUCCUCGCCGAAACUUCUCUCGUCAUUGGUUUAGGAAUUUCCUGGACUUAUUGCUCGUGUUUCCUAAUCCAGUGUUCGAUCGGAGACCCAACAACCAGACCGAUAUUGGUUGUUGCAUCCUCUCUUGACCUCAACAAAUGUCCCUCCAAAACUGCUUCCUUCAUCUAUAAAACUUGAUGCCAUUGCCAAUCUGACAAAAGAAAGUAGCUCAAAAGCAUGGCCAUUGAUUCCUCUCCGAGCCUCGUUUAUGGGCUGAUGCUGCUGCUGCUUUCUGCUUUCUUUGCUCUGAGCCAGAGCUUGUAUGACACAGGUGACCCCUCUUUGACGUUGGAUUACUAUGCCAAAACUUGUCCUAAUGUGUUGCAGGUUGUGCGGAAAGAGAUGGAGUGUGCAGUGCUUUCUGACCCACGUAAUGCAGCUUUUGCUGUCCGAUUGCACUUUCACGACUGCUUUGUCCAGGGUUGUGAUGGGUCAAUUCUGCUGGACGACACUAUAACACUACAGGGUGAAAAAAAGGCUUCCACCAACAUACACUCCCUCAAAGGCUAUAGAAUGAUGGAUAGGAUAAAGAACAGCCUUGAAUCAGAAUGUCCUGGGAUUGUUUCUUGUGCUGAUAUACUCACUAUUGCAGCCAGGGAUGCAGUGAUUCUGGUGGGCGGCCCUUACUGGGAGGUCCCUCUUGGAAGAAAGGAUUCCACAACUGCAAGCUAUGAACUUGCAAACCAAAAUCUUCCCUCUGCCAAUGAGGGCCUUAUGAGCAUCAUCUCCAAGUUUCUUUAUCAGGGCCUCUCCGUAACUGACAUGGUAGCUCUAUCAGGAGCGCACACGAUUGGAAUGGCGAGGUGCAAGAAUUUCAGGGAAAGGAUUUAUGGGGAUUUCGAAGCGACUUCGGAUGCUAACAACCCGAUUUCGAAGAUGUAUAUCGAAAAGUUGAGGUCUAUAUGUCCUCCAAUUGGGAAAGAUGCAGAGAAGAACAUAACAGGAAUGGACAAUGUGACGCCAGAGGUGUUUGAUAACUCCUAUUUCCAGAUGUUGAUGAGAGGAGAAGGGGUUUUGAAUUCAGAUCAGGAAUUGUAUUCCAGCCUUCUGGGCAUGGAAACCAGGGCGCUGGUGAAGAAAUAUGCCGUUGACCCACUUGCUUUCUUUCAGCAAUUCUCUGAUUCCAUGGUGAAAUUGGGAAAUAUCACCAACUCUGAUAGCUUUUUGAGUGGGGAAGUUAGGAAAAAUUGCAGGUUUAUCAACACAUGA
This is a messenger RNA of Cucurbita moschata (crookneck pumpkin), 1389 nucleotides long. Its product is annotated as peroxidase 11-like. Gene Ontology annotation, molecular function: heme binding; peroxidase activity. The coding region runs from base 358 to 1389 and encodes 343 amino acids. Gene Ontology annotation, biological process: response to oxidative stress; hydrogen peroxide catabolic process. The transcript has 5 exons. NCBI's taxonomy places the organism in Eukaryota, Viridiplantae, Streptophyta, Magnoliopsida, Cucurbitales, Cucurbitaceae. The record is from RefSeq and is a predicted model, not a curated record.